This is a messenger RNA of Centruroides sculpturatus (bark scorpion), 3367 nucleotides long. RefSeq names its product cytochrome P450 4C1-like. Gene Ontology annotation, molecular function: monooxygenase activity; oxidoreductase activity, acting on paired donors, with incorporation or reduction of molecular oxygen; heme binding. The coding region runs from base 130 to 1638 and encodes 502 amino acids. Lineage: Eukaryota; Metazoa; Arthropoda; Arachnida; Scorpiones; Buthidae. The record is from RefSeq and is a predicted model, not a curated record. The transcript has 11 exons.
ACCGCGAAAAUAAUUUCCCGCCGAUCUACACAGUUCCUGUUAACAAACUCGCGCUACAAAUUUACCUUUCUGUAAAUUUCGCCUUCAGAUCGUUUUUGCAGUACACGAAGAGCGUGGAAUAAGUAAGCCAUGGCUGCUCUUACCGAAAUUUUUACCAGUAAUUACGGAUGGAAGAUAUUUGCUAUUAUUUCUAUAAUAUACGCGGUGUAUAAGUUUCUGGAAAGAAGGAAACAGAUUUUUAUCGCUUUUAAAAACACGGAAUUUUACUGCCAUUUUUUGACGUGGAAACUGGCGUUGAAAGUCGUCUUAUCCAGGUUUGAUUCGUUACCGAUUGUAGAGAUGUUGAAUCACGUGUACGAGAAAGGAUAUUUCGCUUUUAAUUUCAUAGUCAUCAAAUAUAUGAUUUUAUUUAGUCCGGAUCACAUUCAGGUAUUAUUGAGUGACUCCGAAUGUAUUAAUAAAUCCAUUUUGUAUAAUGGAUUUAAAAACUGGAUUGAAGAUUCUGUCUUUAUGAGAAAUGACGGAGCUCAUAGAGAAAGGAAGAAACUAUUGUUACCCGCCUUUCGCCUAAAUGUGCUGCAUUCGUUUCUUCCCAUAAUCGAAAAUAAUGCCAGAGAGUUAGUUAAAGUGUUAAAGGAAAAUGAGAAAGUUUUCAUUGUACCCGCUAUCAAACAUUGCGGCUUUAACAUUUUGUACGAUACGGUUCUUGGAACGAAAGGCGAUUCUAUUUUUAGAAAGAGCAGUUCUUACCAUGCAAAAUUAAUAGAUGCGACGUUUCAUCCCGUAGCCGACAGAGCGAUUAAUCUUCUCCUUUUGUUCGACUUCUUGUUUUAUUUAACACCCAAAGGAAGAAAAUUUAGAAAGAACAAGAGAAUUUUAAGAAAAAUAACGAGACAGAUGAUCGCCGAAAAGAUCAAAUUGCGCGAAGGCGAAGAAAGCGGCAUGGAAAACAACGAAAACCCAAAAUCCAUAUUGGACUUCCUGUUGGAUGCGAGAGAUAACAACCCGGAACUGACGGUGGAAAGCAUCUGCGAAGAAAUCGAAUUUUUUCUGGGCGCCGCGUACGACACGACUUCGUUAACCGUCAGCUGGACGUUGUACUUAUUAAGUCAAAACGAAGAUAUUCAAAAGAAAGUCCACGAAGAGUUGGACGCCAUAUUUGGAACCGACACCGAUCGAUCAAUCACAAACGAGGAUUUAUACGAAAUGAAAUACAUGGAAUGCGUUAUAAAGGAGACCAUGAGGCUUUACUCACCCGCUCCUAUAAUCUCUAGGAAAGUCAACAAAUCUAUAGUUUUUGGAGAUAAAGUCUAUUCCAAAGACUGGAUAUUUGUUGUUUCCAUCUUCCAUCUUCAUCGCAAUCCGAAUGUCUACGAAAAUCCUAAUAUUUUCGACCCGGAUAGAUUUCUUCCCGAAAAUUCUUCCAAACGCAAACCUUACUCCUAUAUUCCAUUUUCGGCGGGUCCCAGGAUGUGUCUGGGAUAUCGCUUGGCCAUGAUGGAAAUUAAGCUGAUUCUGGCAACUAUCUUAAGAAAUUCGAAGGUAGAAUGCGGGGACGAAACCAUUUCACUCUACUUCAGAAUUACUCUUAAUCCUAGUCGUCCACUCCAACUCAAAUUUAAACCCAGAAAAACAUAAGUUUUCCCUACAUUUAAUUGUGCCGUAGAAGUUUUCGAGUAUUUGUUAUCGUUUAAAGUAUUUCCUAUUUUGCAUUACGUUCCAAAUGAAAAUGCUUUCGCACUUUGUAAUUAAUCGCAACGGCACGAAUAAAUGAAAUUUCACCUAUUCCGCGCGGAGUCCACAGACUAUUUUCGUAUCCAACACCGGGUAGAAUUAGAUGAAAAACUUCAAAGCACUAAUUUUGGUUUAGAACUUUUAAAAUUCUUCUCUAACAAACAGAACUUGGAAAUUCUUAUUGUUUUUUAUUCUCCGAGUAUAAUUUUAACGAAUAAAAUGUUGCUGAAACUCAAUGGUUCGAGCAAUCGAUCAGCCUGGAAAUAUUUUAUUCCUUAUCUUUUUCUCAAAAAUAUAAAAGGAAAUGAUCUUCGAUCGUCGGAGUCGCAUCUAUUAAUAUAUCUAGGAGAAGGAUGAUUGGCCGCACUCGGUGGUAUAGCCAAUGGGAAGGAAGGAGAAGGGGGAAAAGGAGAGAGGAAGGGAGGAAAAGUGGAAUGGGUAAAAAAUAAAGAACCUCGGCCACCCCAUUCCGAUUAUUAUACCAUAUACUUAUUUAAAUCCCGCGCAGGGGUGAGUAUUAUCAGAAGGUGUACAUUAAGAACUAAUUUUACAUAAGUAAUGCCCAUAUAUACGGAAUGAGGGGAAAAAACAGACAGUAUGCUUAAUCAAUAUUGGUUAGCUUAUUAUUGCAGUUUUUGUAGGAAUGAAGGUUCCCGUGAGCCUAUGGGUAGUUGAUUCUAGAAAUCCGGGUUUGGAAAUUGUGCAGGGUUUUAAUCAAGUUUAUCGUAGCCUUGUAGAUCCGAGAGUGUGGUAUGGCAGUACGGGCGUGGUUUGGUCUUAUUGGGAGCUUCCUUUGCUAAGAAACCAGCUCUGUCAUUCCAGAUAUUGUCGAAAUGUCCUUUUACCCGGUAGCAUCGAAUACUCAGGAUGUCCCGAUUGUGUAGUAAUAUUUUGACAGACUCAUUGAUAAUAGAGAGUUAUAACCGGAUCUCAUCGCUUUAUGUUAAAAAUUAUUGGCACAAAUAGAAUUCGAUGGCAAAGUUACAAAAUUUGCAACUGAAAACUUGGAAAACAUAAAUAAGUAGAAAUAAGUAGAAAUAAAUUUUUGAAAGAAUGUUCUGUUUUAGUGUUCUGUUUCACUUUAUUAUAAAAUCAGCUAAUAUUUUUUUCCCUCCGCAACUAGUUUUGUUUGUGAAUUUCGCUUUUGUUCUAGACAUAUAAAUUUAAACGAUAGGCCCCGGAAACUAUUUGCUCCAGGUCCUACGUAACCUACUCUUAAUCGGGCAAUUUCGGUUUGUUUAAUAUGUAGGGACUGAUGCCGUUUGAAAUAGCAUAAUCGAAAUCGUUUCAAUCGACACGAUUUCUCAUAAUAAACUGUAAAGCUAAAAGUAGGCUAAACUUCGCAUAGGUUAAUGGCGAAGUUGCCUUUUUCUUUACGCUACUGAAGAAAUUUACACACAUCAAUCUUCCUCUCUUAUCUUACGAAGUGUUAUUGUGAUUCGUAUAAUGGCAAUUCCGGUAUAGAGCUGGCUUCGGGGAGGAUUAGGACUCGCUUAUUAAUUUUAUUUGUUACCUUUUUCAUUUUAAGGAAUUUUCUUUUGUAACGUUACAGUCGGAGGCGUAAUCUCGGGUCAAUGACGACUUCAGCUAUUGUGUGUAAAAAUUAAAAAAAUAAAAACCAACUCCGAUAUAA